GUUCCCACUUCCUGACUGUUCUCGCUACCCGCGUGUAGGUGGCACUGUGGCGGGCGGCGCUGCGGGACCCUGGCACCACAGAGGAAAAGCUGCAUUUUGUCCUGGAAGAAAACAUCACUCAGACAGCAGCUGCGGGUGAUGGAGUUCCCCCAGCAUUCCCAGCAGCUGCUGUCAGCUCUGCGUUCCCAGCGCCAGCGGGGCUUCCUCUGUGACUGCUCCGUCCUGGUGGGCUCAUCCCAUUUCCUGGCUCACAGGGCUGUUUUGGCCUCCUGCUCGCCUUUCUUCCACAUGUUCUACUCCGACUCUCCAGGGCUCAGUAGUGGAAACGGCACCAGCAGCUCUGUCACACUCGACAGCGACAUUGUCACAGCUGCUGCAUUUGGCUUGCUCUUGGACUUUGUCUAUGAAGGCGUGCUGCAGCUGGACGAAUCUCCACCGGUGGAGGACAUAUUGGCGGCUGCAAGCUUUCUGCAUAUGAAUGAGGUGGUGAGAGUGUGCAAGAAACGACUGCAGAGACGAGGGCCUCUGGCUGAAGCAGACAGCACUCGCUCUGAAGAGAGCACUGGUGCCAGGAAGUCAAUAGAGACAGGGAGGGAGGGUGGGGGUGACGGUGGAGCUGAGCAUGUGGUGGCCAUGGCAGGAGAUCACUUGAAUCCAGUCGCCACGGCAGCGCCUCACUUAUCAGUAUCUGUAACGGCAGAGAGGAGUCAGUUGGAGUGUGUGAAGUCUGAGCGGAGGACUUGUAGGGGGUCAUCGGAGGCACGAGUUCAGAAUCCUCUGAGCCCUAACCUCGCUGAUACCACGCAGCCAGGCAUGGAUGCCCCUCCUCUGCCCCCGGGCGGAGAGCUGGUGCAGGGCCUCAUCGCAGGCCCAUCUGCCCCUGCCUCGGGAGGUCACGCCAGGUUUAUAUUGACUGGAGGUCAGGGAGAGGGGUCGGCACUCUGCAGCCCUUGCAGCACCACUGAGACAUACAGCCACAGCAGUAACCAGCAGCCCUCCUCGUCUUCCUCCUCCCUGGUGCCAGUGAGCCAGGCUAGUGGUCGGUCAGUGGUUGCUCUUUCCCAGUCAGAAUCCAGCCUCUCCCCCAGCCCCCAUCAGGACGUACCCCGACUACCCCGUGAUGACUCUGUUAGGAACCCCUCAGAGACUCACCACAGAGGAAGACAACAGAUGGUCAUGUUAAUCCAAACAUCAGCACCAACCUCACACUUAGAAACAAACCCAACACACUCGCCGCCACAGCGUGCGCUUCCCCAGAUUCGAAUCCAGAGCGCUGUGUCACUCCAACGCCAAAGCUUGGACUUCCACUCUGCUCCUCAGACCCAAACCCUUAGGGGACCUGCAGGGGAUACAGGAGCUUCACCCGCUACUAGAAAUGAAAGAUCUCAUCCUCUUGUAGGCAGAGUGAGGACAGACGACAAUGAUGGAGAGAAUGUGAAAGUCAAAGUGGAGGCCAUUGUCAUAUCUGACGAAGAGCUAGAGGAGGAGAGAGAGGGAAGCAACGAGAGAGAACCAGUGAUGGAAGUAGACAAUGAGUUUGAAGAUGACAUCCAAGAAGAGGAGCUGAACAGCCCUCAGUUUCUCUCCUCCCACCCACAGGGCCUCUUACAAAUGACUACCCAUUCAAAUGACUACUCCUUCCCCCUCUCUCCCUCCUCCUCCUCCUCCGGUGCCGGCCCUUCCUCCCAGGACACUUCCUCCUUCACUGCCUCCCUAAUUCAUCCGUCCGCAGCUCAGCAUCAUUCAGACCCUCCUGCCUACUUCCAGGACUUCCAGGACUCUAUGGGGAACUUUGUGGAGGACGUCCCCACAUGUGGAGUCUGUGGAAAGACUUUCUCAUGUACAUACACGCUAAGGCGCCACGCCAUCGUGCACACACGCGAACGUCCUUAUGAGUGCCGCUACUGCUACCGGAGCUACACACAAUCAGGCGACCUGUACCGACACAUUCGCAAAGCUCAUGACCACACACUGCCGGCCAAACGCAGCAAGGCAGACAUGGAGCCCUCCCUGCCGCCACAACCACCACCACCACCACCACCUCCUCCUCCUCCUCUUAGCUAACACACACACAGACAAUUGUAUUUCUAUAUUUAUACACACCUAUCUAAACUUAAACCUAAUAUCCUAAUCUAAUUCUACUUUAAACCUAAAUCCAGUAGGGCUGCAACAAACGAUUAUUUUCAUUAUCAGUUAAUCUGUCGAUGAAUUGAUUGAUUGUUUGGUCUAUAAAAUUUCCCAAAGCCUGAGGUGACAUCUUCAAAUGUCUUGUUUUGACCAACAGUUCAAAACUCAAAAAUAUUCAGUUUACUAUCAUAGAAGACUAAAGGAACCAGAAAAUAUUCUUAGGUCUUUAAAAUCUUACAUUUUCUGAAAUUCAACAUUAGGAAUAUCAUGACUAUAUUAUGGUCUUCAUUUUAGGCGUUUUUAGACAUUUAAUCUGAUUUUAUUUAUUCAUUUAUAGUGUUUUUCAUAAUUAAACACGACCCAAACCAACCUAAUGCUUACCUCGAUAGUUGCAUACUUUACUUACACUUUCAUACUUCACUACAUACUUACAUAUGACACUUCCCUGAUAGAAUAAGGCAUAUACUAGCUUUUUAAAAAUUAAUUAUGCAAAAAAAUGUAAGCCCUGUAUGUAAAGCCCUCUCAAUAAGUAGCUUCUCCGUUGGGCCCUUUUUAAAGACAAUGGCACGAUUGCCACUAGUUGUGCCACCCCUCGACUUAAACCAUCCUGCUCAAUUUAUCCAAAUAUUGUCUUAAUAUGUGUGUGUGUGUGAAUGUGUGUGUGUGUGUGUGUGUGUGUGUGUGUGUGUGUGUAAGAACUCAUACACACAGUAAGAGUAAACACCAGCGGUGUGGCAGUGAUAUCAAAAUUUAAGAGGCAUUUUACAGUUUAGGUUUGUAAUUUUUUAAUAUCAUUAUUCAUACAUUUGUAUGGGUAUAAAAUAGGGUUGCACAAUUAAUCAAAAUAUUAUCAAAAUCGAAGUGCACUAUCCAAAUCGCAGAAGCUGCAAUUUUUUGAUAAAGGUAAAAUGUGUGACAAAACUGCAUUAUAAUGAAGUACUGUAGUGCUGCAGAGAUGCCUUGGCCUACAAAUCUUGUUCUCCAGAUGUAAGAAAACAUGUUUGUUUGAUACAGACCCCAACAAAUGUCACAUCAUCGGGAUUUUAAUAGUUUUUUCAGUGAAAAUGAAAAUUGUGAUGCAAAAAUCAUCAAUCAUUCCCACUAAUCGUGAAUCAUAUCGUAAUAUCUGUCAAAUGACUUUAAACUUUAAUCGCAAUAUGAUGUUUUUUUAGCAUAUCGUGCAGCCCUAGUAUAAAAUGUUGUAAGAAGAUUCAGGAGCUGUUCAAAAAUGUCUGAGUUGUGUGACAUCCUACACCUAGUGUUUGCUAUAUGAACUCAAAACAUAAAUAACGGAAAGCUGUUGUUUUAUCAGUCACAUCAAAUGUAAUGUGUACGACUGCCUUUUCAGUGUGUGACUCUGUGCCAGCGAAGUUAGACUGAUUGUAAAUGUAAUAGCAUUGUACGGUCUAGUGUUUUAUUUACAGAACAUCAGAGCUAUUAACUUAGAAGCAAACAUCUGCACAAAUUCUAAAAUUAGAAUCAGAUAGUGCCAUUUUAUAACUUGUAAUACAAGCUUUUCUUUGCAUCAGUUUUGAUGAAGCAGCUUCAUCAAUAGCAGAUGUAUGCAGUAUAUUUGAUAAAGUAGGAAAUCCUUGAUAGCCUUUACUUUGCCUUGUUUCUUCAUCUCCUUCAUUCCUUCCCUUAUCUCCUUUAACAGUGCAGGAAGACGUUUUUGAUAAGGAAGUUUCCUAAAUGAGGCAAAUGACCCAGAAAUAUCAACGUGGCAGCCACACAGACUGAUUGAACUCUCUAAAUGAUUAGGGAAGGUGCUUCAUUUCUCUUCUCCUUUAGAAAAACAGGACAAUCUCUUACGAUAAAGAUUGCUGGCCCACAAUUUUCUGCUACAGCCGUACUUAGAUGACAACUAACCUUUUAUAGUCUAUGCAACCAACUCAUGCAUUUUCAGUGGCUGUCCAGGAAUAAAUACAGUAGCCUACUGUAAAUGCAGUCAGAUUCUGUUGGUACUGUGGCUGUCUUGUCCUAACUUGUGAUUUUGCAACAUAUUUCAGACUUUGCUUGGCAUUCUCCAUCAGGAUCAAUUAAAAGUAGUUAGGAAUGGAAAACGGGUGUAAUUGUUGAACUUCCAGCCUUCCUGCUGGUAGGAUAGCAGUGGAAGUGAGGGAGGAAUGAAUAAAUUGACGUGUUUGGCUUUGCUUAUUGCCCAUGUGAUCUUUCCCUCUGUAGUGUUUCUCCUGUAGUAUGACAGAAUAUACAGUAUGAGCACACUUUGACCCAUGCAGUUAUUCUGCCUUCUCUUUAAAUGUUUAAAUUUAAACUUUAAAUGUGCCUGAAUGACUUUGACACUUUUGGAAUUUGUUGUACUGCACCAUUUGACAUGUUUUGGGAUUACAGUUUCUGUGUAAUGAAAAUUGAUUAGUAUUGGUACAAACCCAAGAGUUUUGCACUGGAUACUCAUAAGGGACAGUUCAGUCACUGAUCAUUUAGAGGGUUUCAUGAUAGCCAGAGUGCAAAAUCUAAAUGUCACCUUGUGAAUAAACUCUGUUCAGUAGAAA
Siniperca chuatsi (mandarin fish) is the source of this 4640-nucleotide messenger RNA. It is a transcript of the gene zbtb3, whose product is annotated as zinc finger and BTB domain containing 3. Gene Ontology annotation, cellular component: nucleus. Gene Ontology annotation, molecular function: protein binding; DNA-binding transcription factor activity, RNA polymerase II-specific; RNA polymerase II cis-regulatory region sequence-specific DNA binding. Gene Ontology annotation, biological process: regulation of transcription by RNA polymerase II. The record is from RefSeq and is a predicted model, not a curated record. The transcript is spliced from 3 exons. Lineage: Eukaryota; Metazoa; Chordata; Actinopteri; Centrarchiformes; Sinipercidae. Bases 139 to 2064 code for a protein of 641 amino acids.